This is a messenger RNA of Iphiclides podalirius (scarce swallowtail), 450 nucleotides long. The record is from the annotation of a GenBank genome assembly. NCBI's taxonomy places the organism in Eukaryota, Metazoa, Arthropoda, Insecta, Lepidoptera, Papilionidae.
AUGAGUAAGACAUUCACGGGGGAUAAACGAGAAAGCUUAAAUGCGGUGGAAAGCGAAAAUAUUAAAACAGACUCUUUAGAAGAAAUAAAAUCGAAAAUUAUAAACGAGGACAAGGUCUGCAGAGAUAUUGAUAAUAAGAAGAAAAUGAUAUCCAAGAAUAUUCAAGUUGACUUCAAAGAAGAGUUACCUGAUGGUGGAAUAGUUUUCGAUUUAAAAUAUGAAAUGUACUGGCAAGAACUUGCUGAAUCUAAACGUCUUGAACUAGAAGAAGCUUUAGAGGAGAAUGAAAGACUGUGUAAGCUCAAGGAGACGCUAAUAAAAGAAAAUAUUCAUUACCAAAAAUUACUUGAAGAAGCCAGCAGCUUUGUGGAAGUUUUAAAAGAAGUGGUUCAAGAAUCUUCCGAUGAUACUGGAAUUGAUGUUAGAGAUGUCAAUGACUCUCAUGAUGAG